Messenger RNA from Oldenlandia corymbosa var. corymbosa, 3371 nucleotides. NCBI's taxonomy places the organism in Eukaryota, Viridiplantae, Streptophyta, Magnoliopsida, Gentianales, Rubiaceae. The record is from the annotation of a GenBank genome assembly.
UGCAUACAUGCACUUCGAUCUUCAACUAAGAAGUUCUCUUUGAAUAUAUAUCCCCCUCUUUACCCUUUUUUCCCUCUUACAUUUAAGUUCCAUUUGCAGUUGUUUCUUCUUUUCAAAAGAAACUUUUUUUGAAGAGAUUUUCAAAAGAAACCAAAUAUAGCAAUGGAGUCUUUGCUCACAGGUUCCUUGGCCAAGCCUACUUCCUUUUCUUGUUAUCCUGGCAUAGCUGGAUUGCGUUCUACUUCUCAUGGAGCACGUAUUUUGCAAUGCAAACAACGGGAAAAUAUAGAGAAACAACUGAUGGAACCUGAGAUCUUACACAAAAAUCUCCAAAUGUCGUCCCAGAAUGUUAGAAUCAGUAAUAAUAUUGUCAAAUCUAGUUCUCUAAUCUCUCGCAAAGGAAGUGACAGUUUUCUGGCAAAUUCGGCUUUGAACACGAGUUAUGAAUCUGAAUCUUCAAAGAGCCUAUUGAAAACAAUUCAAGAGACGUAUGAUGUUUUCUAUCGGUUCGUAAGGCCGUAUGCAUUUGUCGGAGAUAUAUCAAGCAUACUUACAGUAUCUCUUAUCGCGGUUAAGUCUCUCUCGGAUUUUUCUCCAAUGUUUCUGACUGGGAUGUUCCAGGUUAUGGCUGCAGUAUUCUUCAUGUAUAUCUACUAUGUUGGUAUAAAUCAAGUGGCAGACGUUGAAAUCGACAAGGUUAAUAAACCUUACCUUCCACUGGCAUCAGGGGAGUAUUCAAUGAAGACUGCUUGGAUUAUAAUUUCUCUUUCUGCAAUAGUGAGUUUUGGGAUCAGCUGGAGCGUUGGCUCCUUGCCCUUAUUUUGUGGUCUUCUAACCCUUUUUGUGUUUGGGACUAUAUACUCGGUCGAUUUACCUUACCUAAGAUGGAAGAAAUCAGCCCUGCUUGCUGGAGUUUGUACCUUGGCUUUUCGAGUACCUACGCAGCUAACAUAUUAUUGGCAUAUGCAGAGUUUUGUGCUUGGACGACCGGUGGUUGCUACAAAGCCUAUAACGUUGGCAUUAGCAAUGACAUCAUUGUUCUCGAUCGUAAUAGCAUUGUUUAAGGAUAUUCCUGAUAUUCCUGGUGACAAGUUACAUGGUGUCAAAUCUCUUGCUGUGCGCUUGGGUCAAAAGACAGUAUUCGGAAUUUGCAUUGCCCUUCUUCAAAUCGGUUAUCUCAGUUCUAUUGCGGUUGGAUUGACAGCUUCCCAGAAUUGGAGCAAAGCCAUUACAGUAAGUCUGUUUUCUUACAUUUCUUUGUUCACAAGUGUGUUAUAUUCACUGCGUACUGAAAUAAUUAUUUAGUUAAAAUUUUUGUUUUAAUAAUAUAAUUUAUAUUAAGUAAAAAUUUAAAUUACGUAAUUAUUUCGGGACGGUGAGAAUUUUAGUAUAUGCAUUCUUGAAAAGCCAAAAGACUGGUUAAUUAGUUUUCUUCUAAAAAAUAUUCAAUUGCAGUUAUUAAGGCUAGAGUUAACUUUCUUCUUUUUUCUCCCCCUUGAAAUAUAUACAGGUUGGUGGUCACAUGUUUUUGGCUUUGCUGACCUGGAUCCGUGCCAAAUCAAUUGAUUUGGAAAAGAAAGAAGAUACAUCAUCCUUUUACCAAUUUAUUUGGCAGGUGAAUAAUAUCUUUUAAUUUUUAAGCUUCAAAAACGAUUUUUUUUUUUUUGGCAAACUUCCAACCAAAUUGCAUGUUCCAUGAUUAAUUUAGUGAUAAAUUUGUUUAAGAUGACUUGUAACAUGUUUUAUUACUAAAUUUUUCUACUAUUUAAGCCUCAAGAACUGAGCCAAAUUAAAGGAAGUUGUAAAAUAAUGUAUAUGAUUGAGCGAAUGGCAUAAUGUGGUAAAAUAAAAAAAAAAAUUGAAGGUAAUUUCUUGAAAUGAAUAAUAUUAUUGAGUCAAAAGAUGAAUGGCCUAUACAUUUUGAUUUUUGAGGGUACAAAAAUUUGAAUAAUAUGUAACGCUGUAACACAUGAUUAUCUUUACUGUAAAAAAAGAAUACAACAUUAAUUUUUCCUAAUACUUGAGACUUCUUUUGUGAGGUUCAAAACAGAAUAAAACUAUUGCACAUAUAAAAUGCUUCUUCCGUUUCAGAAAAUAAUUUUACAAAAAUGGACUUUUUAAUUGAAUUACUUUUCUGAAUCCAAGAGUUUAUUAAAUAAACAUUGAGCAUGGGAAGCAACAAUACUAGAAAAUUACCAUGAAGAAUGCUAAUGAAGUUACUCUUCUUUUUAUUAGUUCAUUUAAAGAGACCAAUGCAAAAUUACUAAAAUCCAGUUCUAAUAACAUCUUUAUUUUUUAUUAUUUGCAGCUCCUGCAUGCCGAAGCCCUCCUCAUACCUCUUAUAAGAUAGAGUGAAGAGAUUACAAGUGGAAGAAUGUCCAUUUUUCAUUCUUAGAUUAUUACAAGAGAAAGAAUGUUCGAUUUUCAUUCUUAGAUUGUGCUCCGCCAUCAAUAACUUUAUGCACAAUUUAAUUUUCUUUUCCUUUUUUUUUCAUGAAUUUGGUCACAACGCAAGGAAUCCGAUGCUUGUACUUGAUAUACUUUUGUUAUGAUUUUAAUAGUAAAAUUAUGGUAUUAUUUUAAUUUAACAAAAUAAAUAGAAUGAGACAUAAGUCUAAAAGUUUAUGAAGCGUGGACAUGGGGAUCCCUAUGGCAGUGUGGCUCCCUCAAACAACUAUAGUCAAAAAUGAAAGUUAACAGAUUCAACUCAAUAAUGAACUGUACCACAAUAUUGUCAGGAAAACAAAAUAUCAUUAAGCCAAACACACUGGAAAAGAAACAGACUUCAACUCUCUUACUACAGUGCCCUUGGGUUUUCCGGCUUUGACGCCCGAAAGUUUUCAUACUAUAGUCAGGGGCAAGCACCAGUCCAGCCAUGGUCUUCCUGGCCGACGAACCUAAAGCAUGGGGCUGAAACAGUCACGAAUAGAAUGAACAAGCCACUGCAGCCACACAUCAAGAGAUCACACAAGUACAAAAAACACCCAAGUAAAAUUACACUCAUUAGCAGCUAUUGUCAUUGAGACAGAUUGAAGUCAUGACCAUAAAUAUCUCCAAGGUAUUAUUGUGAAAGAAAUGACAUUGAGAAAAAAUAAAAUCGCAAAAAUGUGUAUGAUAAUUUCCUCUCCUUUGUCAAAAACAAGAAUAACAACAGCAGCUAUCAUGCAGCAACAGCAACAACAACAGCAGCUAUCAUUUAAGUUUAACCCUUCAUGUGGGGUUGGCUAGUAAGUAGUCGUGACCAAAUCAAAAAAAAAAAAAGUUUCAAACCCUCAAGGUGUGAUAUCGUGGCCCACUAUGCAUUUCAGGCAAACUCCUUUAAUGUAAUUGCUGCUGCUGUUCAUAAAUCUGCAUGUAUGUUUCCGAAAGUG